AUGGAAGCGGAAGCAUGUGCAGAGCGUUUUCUAUGGUGCUUCGCCCGCUACCACUGGUGGCCCGACGCUAUAACGAGCGAUAGGGGCUCGAAUUGGGUAGGCCGCUUUUGGAGGCACAUGUGCAAGUUACUGGGGAUCGACCAGCAGCUAAGCACGGCGUACCACCCCCAAACCGACGGAGGCCCUGAGAGGAUGAACCAAGAAGUACAGGCAUACCUCCGCGCCGUGAUUAACCAGAACCAGAACGACUGGGAUAAGUGGGUUCCCGCGGCUCAGAUGGCGUUAAACGGUCGGGUCAAUACCUCUAUAGGGAUGUCCCCAUUCUUCGCUAUACACGGCUAUGAGCCGAAGUCACCAGUUCCCCUCGUUACGGAAGCAUAUGCGGAAGAGUAUCCUCAGCAUUCGCCAGAAACCAGGGCAAAGAAAUUUGUUACCCAGUGUUGCUAA
Hirsutella rhossiliensis is the source of this 447-nucleotide messenger RNA. Its product is annotated as integrase core domain-containing protein. Gene Ontology annotation, molecular function: nucleic acid binding. The record is from RefSeq and is a predicted model, not a curated record. Gene Ontology annotation, biological process: DNA integration. Bases 1 to 447 code for a protein of 148 amino acids. NCBI's taxonomy places the organism in Eukaryota, Fungi, Ascomycota, Sordariomycetes, Hypocreales, Ophiocordycipitaceae. The transcript has a single exon.